AAUGUUGAAGGACAAGUAUUGUGUAUUUGUGAAUUUAGAGAAAGCGUACGAUAGGGUGUUGAGCGAGGAGUUGUGGUAAUGUAUGAGGAAGUCAGGUGUGUCAGAGAAGAAUGUGAGGGUGGUUUAGGACAAAUGAGGACAGUGUGACAGCAGUGAUGUGUGCAGUAGGAACAACAGACUGGUUCAAGGAUCGGCUCUGAGCCCUUUCCUGUUUGCAGUGGUGAUGGACAGGUUGAUGGACGAGGAAGUACAGGUCUGCUGGAGCUGCUGCAAACCAACCAACCAACCCUGGGUGCGCAAAAAGCUGGAAAAUGACGCGACUGAGCAUUGCUUUGAUUGUGAACCUGCUCGAGCUGUGUAUGUCUUCACGGGAAAAUAAGAGCUUCACUGAAAUCCCAUGCCAAGCAAAACGUGAAUCAGAAGUUCAGUAUCGGAGAAUCACCUGGUACAAGGUACAAAAGGGGUCUGAAGUGUUAACUGGUCUUGUAACAAAAGACCUGCAUACACAGAAAACUGUCCUCUAUAAAUUUGUUAACCGGUCGUAUGAAGUGAAAGAUGAUUACUCUUUGCUGUUCCCCAAUGCUGGGCAGAGUGACUGUGGUCAUUACCGCUGCACUCUGUGGCCUCCCGUAGGUCAUUACAUCCAGGAGGGCGACUACGAGUUGUAUGCACUAGGUUGCUCCAGACAUCCUCAGCAAACUACAACUCUCCCAGGUGAAAAAAGCACACUGAGCUUGUUUAAUCUUCCUGUGAUUCUUGCAAUCUCAAUUUUGCUUGCUGUUGGUAAUAUAGGAAUUGUUUAUCUCAGCUGCAAAAAGAUAAUACAGAAUAAAAAGAAAAAGCCAGAUAUGGAAUAUAUGUGAAGGUGUGAUAAUGGUUUUAACCUAGUGUUCUAUUGUCUGGGUAAACAUAUUGUUUUAAUCAAUAAAACGCACCUUUUUUUCUGUCAUAUACACUUGCCCAAACAGUCUAUGUAAUAAAAAUAUUAUAUAAUGUUAUUUUACUGUAUAUGUAUUGUAUAUGUAUUUUAUUAAUCUAAUUUAAAAAAUAUGUUCAUGAUUCUAUAUUUAUGUUAACAAUAAAAAUAAUUGUCCUUUGGUAUUCUUUCACAUCUGUAUUGUCUGUAUUGUCUUGUAUAGUCUGUUUUUGUCUUGUCGUGUCUGUUUUGUCAUGUAUAGGUUUUAUUCAUGUCUGUACUUUUGAGAGUAACAAACAGCUGGAACCAAAUUCCUUGUGUGUGUCAACACACUUGGCCAAUAAACCUGAUUCUGAUUCUGAUUCUGAUGAUUUAAAGAUAUCUUCAGAGAAUGUUUUUUCCAAUUAUUAUUAUUAUUAUUAUUGUUAUUAUUAUUACUAUUUCUAUUAUUAUUAUUAAUAUUAUCAUUACCAUCAUCAUUAUCAUCAUCAUCAUUAUCAUCAUCAUUAUUAUCAUCUUCUCUAGAAAUGUGUACAAAGAAGUCAUUUCAUUAUAACUGCUUUUAAAUUUUCAAAUGAGCUGCCAAAACUACACUGAUAGAACGCAACGUGUUUCUAUUACAUAAACUGCUGUUUUUACAUUAUUUUUUUCCAUUAUGCUGUUACUUACAUUUUACAAAUAGCGUUUUUCCACACUUCACAAAAGAAGCAGAAACAUUUCCUCUUCCUCACUCACGUUACCUUCUCACUUCCUUAAACGAUGCCUCAUCCGAACUUAGAACAUAGUAGUAUGUACAACUUGUGAAAUAUGAAGACCUACGAACUUAGCAAAAUUCUUGCCUUGUGUCUGGCUAUAUCCACAGCUCUGUGUUAUGCCAGUGAAGAAACACAUUUCACAGUCCAAUCAGAGUUCAACACUACCGCCACUUUACCCUGUGUUGCACUGAAUAACAGUAAUCAUUACACAUCCCUCACCUGGUACAAGGAUUCUCCUACCAAAGAGGGCAUUAUUCGAAUAUCUACCAAGCUAACCACACCAGUGCUCUAUAAGUACUAUGAGAAUCGUACAGAUGUGUCCCUUACAAAUGAAGGUUCGCUUGUCCUGGAGAUGGUUAAUUUUUCACAAGCAGGAACGUACAAAUGCUACCUGGCUGGAAAAGUUGGACACAGAAAUAAUGUGUCAUAUGUUAUGCUAAGUGUGACAGAGACUGUUUCAAAAACAACACCUACCACUCUGAAUGUCACCACCGAGUUUACUCUUUAUUCCACUGUACCUAACUCAUCUGUACUGGCUCUCGCUGUGCCAGUGGAUUUGAACCCAUUAUCUGUCCUGGUUGGAUUCUUCAGCCUAAGUCUGAGCAAAGUUCUACUCUGUUUCAUGUGUGUAUGGGGUAUGACAGUGUACAAGAAGCACCAGAGAAAUAAAUUAUGGAGUUAACCAAGUAAGAGCAAAGAAUUCCUGGACUUGCUGAUAAUACAGCAUAUACAUUUUGGCCAGAGAAGAACUAUUUAAUUGUUAUUCUUCAUCUGAUAAUUCAGUGAACCAAACUGAUUCAUCAGCUGUAAAUAUUUAUGAUGCAGUAAGGAUAUUAUAGUUUAUGCAUAUAUAAUAUUAAAUAACAUCAACAUGUCUAUCUAAUUAUCAUAACUUUAUAACUCUGCCACAAUAGUAUCAUUAUUUGCAAAUUUGCACAUUUGCCAAUAAAGAUAGUGAACAUUUAGUUUUUGGGUUUAAAAUAUUUCAAAAACCUUAGGUUUAUUUACAAAGCAGUAAUUCAGUUUACAGCAGCCAAUAAAGUUUCAUGUAGCAAAAUAUGAUCAAGAAUUAUGCCAAUUUGCUAUCUGUGUUGACGUUCCUAUUCUUCACACUGUAGAUAAUGCUGAAGAAUAUAUCUACCGAAUCUACAAACAUCUACAUAAUAUAGAAAUAAGCCACCAGAUAUAAUAUAGCAUACAAAGAUGCUGUGGCCCUACCUUAGAAAAAAAAAAGGUUCAAUAUGCUUGAAUAAGCCAAGACUAUUAUACAAUGACCUGCCAUUGCCUUUCUACAAGCUAUGAACUAAUUUGAAAUAUGCAUAUUGAUGUAUUAUUAGUUUUAACAAAUUUUAAACUGUUACUUUCCAAUUUCAACUGAGAAAUAUUUAAUCACAACAUUAGUACUAUCACAAUAUAAUUAUAAGUACUGUUUCCAUCCCUGAGUCAGUGUCUGAAAUGAUUUCCAGCUUCUUCCUCCACUGGAAUAUGGAAACAAGUCAUGUUAAUAAGGGAACAGUCACACAAUUAAAGUUUAAUUUUACAAAUAGUUACAACUAGAGACGUCACCAUCCAGUUGUGCAAUUAAAGAGCUCUGUAUUGUCGAAUAUUUUAGUGAAACAUCUGGUUCUGUGAUGAAAGAAAAACUACACUGGGUGUGAAAAAUAUUUUUGUUAUAAAAAAAUGUGUAUUAACUUUGUAUAUGGCUCCAGGAAAUACUUUAUAAUACAUUAUAUUAACGUAGCUACUUAACAGCAAUAAAGAACUGCUUGGGGA
Molecule: messenger RNA, 3444 nt
Organism: Silurus meridionalis
Lineage: Eukaryota; Metazoa; Chordata; Actinopteri; Siluriformes; Siluridae
Exons: 9
Coding region: 1724-2353 (209 amino acids)
Source: RefSeq, a predicted model, not a curated record